This is a messenger RNA of Sodiomyces alkalinus F11, 2739 nucleotides long. RefSeq names its product carnitine O-acetyltransferase. NCBI's taxonomy places the organism in Eukaryota, Fungi, Ascomycota, Sordariomycetes, Glomerellales, Plectosphaerellaceae. Gene Ontology annotation, cellular component: peroxisome; mitochondrion. Gene Ontology annotation, molecular function: carnitine O-acetyltransferase activity. Gene Ontology annotation, biological process: carnitine metabolic process. Bases 486 to 2318 code for a protein of 610 amino acids. The transcript is spliced from 3 exons. The record is from RefSeq and is a predicted model, not a curated record.
GCGGUUCAGAUGGUCAUUUGACCCACCUACCUUAGCCAGCAUCUCCUUCAGCUUCUGGCACUGGGCGUCCAAUAAUAUUAGUACAUAGUACCUCACAGGAGGUCAUUAAGUGGGCGUUGCCUAGGCUCAUCGGCUCCCACGGUUCACGGCAAUCAUACCCAUACCUACUCCAUACUUUAGGAGCUCUCCGCCACUCCAUCCACCCGACUCUACCCACGUCCGUUCACGAACUCAUCGACCUUGCCUUUCGUGAGGUGCGCCAUCUUUUGACUGAUUCUAAGAAUCUGUCAUGUCGUCUGCACUGCAAGCUCUCGGGGCCAAGUUUGCCACGCGCAGAGUUUCGAGUAUUCCCAAAUCGCUUUAUACAGUAAGCAUCUAUCUCCGUGCGUAUCGGUUCUUUUCUCUCCUUCUGUCCCCCAUGCGUCCAUACGUCUAUCCUGAGGUACAUUUGUCAUGCUGACCUGCUCGAGGUAAACACAUUAGCCAUGGCUCAGGCAAGCAAGAGGCUCAGUAGCUCGCUCCCACCGGGUUAUGUCGAGGAUAAAUCCAAAGGCCCGAUGCUGAGAUUCCAGGACUCACUUCCCCGCUUGCCUGUCCCGACCCUGGAAGAAACAGCUUCACGUUAUAUCAAAACUCUCCGCCCUCUCCUUUCCGAGUCAGAGCUCGCCGCCAGCAAACAGGCCCUCGACGAUUUUCUUAAACCCGGUGGUGCGGGCCCCAAACUCCAAGAGAGGUUGCUUGCACGGCGGGCAGAUCCUCACCACAAGAACUGGCUCUACGAAUGGUGGAAUGAUGCCGCGUACCUCAGCUACCGUGAUCCCGUCGUUCCCUACGUCAGUUACUUCUACUCUCAUCGCGAUGACCGACGGAGGAAAGACCCGGCGAAGAGGGCUGCUGCUAUCACGUCAGCUGCCCUCCAAUUCAAGAAACAGGUGGACAGUGGCACCCUGGAGCCCGAGUACAUGAAGAAACUGCCAAUUUGCAUGGACAGCUAUCGGUGGAUGUUCAAUGCGAGUCGAGUAGCCGCAAAGCCUGCGGACUAUCCGGUGAAAUUUUCCCCGGAAGAAUACAAGCAUAUCGUCGCCAUCCGCAAGAACCAGUUUUUCAAGAUCCUCCACGAAGUUGACGGGCGACAGCUGAAUGCUAGCGAACUCGAGCAACAAUUCAAAAAGGUCUACCAGGCUGCUGCGCGCGUCCCUGCUGUAGGCGCGCUGACUUCUGAGAAUCGCGAUGUGUGGGCCGAUGCCCGGCAAGUCCUGCUCAGUGCUCACACAAGGAACGCCGCGGCUCUAGAAGCGAUCGAGUCGGCCUCCUUCGUUGUCUGCCUGGACGAUGCCUCACCUGUGACGCUCGAGGAACGCGCGCAUCAGUAUUGGCACGGCGACGGGCAAAAUAGAUGGUUUGACAAGCCUCUGCAGCUCAUCGUCAACGACAACGGCACGUCGGGGUUCAUGGGUGAACAUUCCAUGAUGGACGGCACACCAACACACCGCCUCAAUGACUACAUCAACGACGCCAUCUUCAACAACAAGAUUGACCUCUCGGAUGCGUCUGUUCGCUCCAAUCUGCCCGAACCGCAGGCGAUUCGGUUCGAAAUCACCAAAGAAGUCCAAGCGGAGAUUGACCGUGCCGUUAAGGAUUUCAACGAGGUCAUCGGACAGCAUGAACUCGCCAUCCAAGCCUACCAGGGUUACGGCAAAGGUCUCAUCAAGAAAUUUAAGUGUUCUCCCGAUGCCUACGUCCAAAUGAUCAUUCAGCUUGCGUACCAUAAGAUGUACGGCAAGAACCGCCCCACCUACGAAUCCGCCGCCACUCGACGCUUCCAACAAGGACGGACUGAGACGUGCAGAACCGUGUCUGAGGCCUCAGUGGCCUGGUGCAACGCCAUGGCCAACCCGGACGUGGACGAUAAGACGCGUGCCGAACUUUUCCGCAAAGCCAUUGACUCGCACCUGGAGUAUAUCUCUGCUGCAUCCGAUGGGAAGGGUGUCGAUAGACACCUUUUCGGACUCAAGAAGCUACUGCAGGCUGGUGAAGAGCUUCCCGCGAUCUACAAGGACCCUGCUUACGCGUACUCUUCAACUUGGUAUCUUUCCACGUCACAGCUGAGCUCCGAAUUUUUCAAUGGCUAUGGCUGGAGCCAAGUCGUCGACGAUGGCUUCGGCAUCGCUUACAUGAUCAAUGAGAACAGCCUGAAUUUCAAUAUUGUCUCCAAGGGGUUGGGCAGCCAGAGGAUGAGCUUCUACCUCAGUGAGGCAGCUGGGGACAUUCGUGACCUUCUGUUGCCCACCAUUGAAGCACCAAAAGCCAAGCUUUAAGCAUGCAUGCGAAAACCUUGAAUGGAACAGCGGUCGAUGGCGUGGGGUAGGGGUAUAUUAGCCAAGCCUCACAUGGCACCAUGAUAGAGAAGACUUUGUAUGUUACAUUGGCAAGUAGUGUAGAUGAUCUAUUAGAAUUGAUAUUGGGGUGGAACUCUUGGGCACUAUAUCUCCUUGCGUUGCGUGGUGUGUUAAUGGCCCCUCACUCCACCUCCAGAUUCUAGAUUUUGUUCGAGGAUCUAUAAGCACAUGUGAUAUAUGCCAUAUAUCAUCUUCCGAUUUUCCGGCAGGGCAACAAAAAAGAAAUCGAAAGUAAAGGGGGAAAAUAGAAAAGUAAAACUUAAAAAAACAGGGCUGAGGUAACUCAACUAUACAAAACUGUUUAUUUUGCAGUGAGAGCUGAGGAAGGAAGUAGGCACAU